This is a messenger RNA of Dendrobium catenatum, 1750 nucleotides long. Its product is annotated as APO protein 1, chloroplastic. Gene Ontology annotation, molecular function: RNA binding. The transcript has 3 exons. NCBI's taxonomy places the organism in Eukaryota, Viridiplantae, Streptophyta, Magnoliopsida, Asparagales, Orchidaceae. The coding region runs from base 50 to 1510 and encodes 486 amino acids. The record is from RefSeq and is a predicted model, not a curated record.
CCAAUAAUUUGCCGUGAGGGAGAGGCCGGGCGCUGGAUCGCUCGCUCCAAUGGCAGUGACAGCGAUUGUUGCUUCGAGUUUUCCUUCGAGCCAACACCUAAUUUCUUCCUCGUCUUCUUCGUGCCCGCAUCGGGCUUCGAAAGCUCGGACGCCCUUACUCCAAUCUUCGAGGGGAAGCAUCGCCACUUGCUCAUCUUCAAGCUUCGUCGGUGAGAAGCUUUUUCUCGGCGGAGGGAUUAAUCAGAGCAUACGAGAAUGUUCAUUGUGGAGGAAACUCAUAUUUGUUCCACCGAAGGUUGUGUCGGAGUUGAGUGAUUCUGAGGCAUACCUUGAUUCCCCCACUGGCGAAGUGUUUGGGUAUGCUUCUGCAGAGCCUAGAAAUACUUCUGCAGCCAGGAAGUAUGAUAGACAUCCUCAAAAUGUGGAUCUUCCGCCAGUUCUGCCUAAAAAGAAAAAGAAGCCAUAUCCUAUUCCAAUUCACAAGGUGCUACGAUCAGCAAGGAAUGAUAAAAAAUUAGCACAUAUGGGAGUUGAGAAGCACCUCGAGCCCCCAAAGAAUGGAUUACUGGUUCCUGAACUAAUUCCAGUAGCUUAUCAAACUUUGGAGUCAUGGAAAGUUUUGAUCGAAGGACUUGCUCAGCUUUUGACAGUGGUUCCAGUUUAUGGAUGUAGAGAAUGCCCAGAAGUCUAUGUAGGCUCAACUGGCCACUUGAUACAAGACUGCAGUGGCCCUCAAAAUGUUAAACGAAGGAGUCGUCAUGUGUGGGUCCGAGGAACCAUCAAUGAUGUCCUCAUCCCUACUGAAGCCUAUCACUUAUUUGACCCUUUUGGGCAUCGCAUUAAGCAUGAAACUCGCUUCAAUUAUGAAAGAAUACCUGCAGUUGUAGAGCUCUGCAUUCAAGCUGGUGUUGAGUUAUCUCAAUACCCUUCCAGAAGACGUUCCAUUCCAGUUAGAAUGCUCGGCAAAAAAGUGAUAGACCGCGGUGGAUUUGCGGAGGAGCCAAAGCCAUGCAGAUCUCAAGAUGCAAUGGCUCUACUUUCUGAGAUUGAUACCUAUGCAGUCCUUAAUGGCCAGUUCAUGUCACCCCCAGCUGACACCAGAAAAGCUGCAGAAAGGACUUUGAAGGCAUAUAGCACAGUGAGGAGUGGUGUGAGGCAGCUUAUGAAGAAAUACACAGUGAAAGCAUGUGGGUAUUGCUCUGAGGUCCAUGUUGGUCCAUGGGGCCACAAUGCAAAGCUUUGUGGGGCUUUUAAACACCAGUGGAGGGAUGGAAAGCAUGGGUGGCAGGAUGCAACAAUUGAUGAAGUGAUCCCUCCGAACUUUGUGUGGCAUUUGAAGGAGCCCAAGGGGCCGCCGCCCACCGGUGCUCUCAAGAGGUUCUAUGGGAAGGCUCCUGCUGUGGUGGAGGUUUGCGUGCAGGCUGGUGCAGAGAUUCCUGAUGCUUAUCGGCCCAUGAUGAGACUGGACAUAGUAGUUCCAGAGGCUGAAGAAGCAAGGUUAGUGGCAUGAGGUUAAAUAAUGCAUGGAAAUGGGUAAUUUCAGCAGGAGAAGUAAGGUCCUCCUCCCUUUCAUGCGGUAUGUACCAUUCAUACAGAUAUUUUAUUGCUUCAAUUGUAGAUUGGACAACUGAUCUUUAAACUGGUUAUAGCGUCGUUGUUAAAUAUUGUAUAUUUCAAUAAAUGCUCUCAGAGGCUUUGUUGGAUUAUGGUUCAUCUCCAUUUUUGUUUGGUGAAUAUUAUACUUUUGGAA